Molecule: messenger RNA, 914 nt
Organism: Penaeus chinensis
Lineage: Eukaryota; Metazoa; Arthropoda; Malacostraca; Decapoda; Penaeidae
Exons: 6
Coding region: 1-771 (256 amino acids)
Cellular component (GO): chitin-based extracellular matrix
Molecular function (GO): structural constituent of chitin-based larval cuticle
Source: RefSeq, a predicted model, not a curated record
AUGCGCAAGAUCUGGCCCAAAGUUGAUACUACAUCCAAUUCACGCCUGUGUUAUCGCUCAGGCGGUCGCAAGCAAGAACUGGAAUGUGUAGCUAGGCACAAUCUGAUUGCAAUAUUUUUGCAAUAUUUUUCAAAAGUAUGGCUAGGGGAUCUCUUCGUGAUGACCACCUUCCAAAGUCUGUCGGUGCUUCAGUCUUUUGUAAAGUUCGAACCUAGAAAUCAGCUCGGAAAUAAAACGUACAUCUGUUUUCGACUCGCACAACCGCCGUCGCAAUUGAAGCAGAAAACCCUCAACCGCAAACAACUCAUUAACAGUAUUUCCGAUUUGCAGAAGGCAGUAAUCUGUGCUCUCCUUGCGGUGGCGGUCGCGGCGCCGCAGGGCUAUCGCGUGCCCACUCCCGCACCCACUUACGGCAGCGGCCCCGUCGUCCCCAUCCUCGUGGACAACCGCGAAGGACCUGAUCAGUUCGGCAACUACAACUUCAACUUCGAGACUGGCGACGGCAUCAGCCGCCAGGAGCAGGGCGCUCCCCAGGGCGAGCUCGGCGCCGUGGCCUCGCAGGGCGGAUGGAGCUUCACCUUCCCUGAUGGCACUCCCGCCGUAUUCAGCUUCGUCGCCGACGGCGCUGGCUACCAGCCCCAGUCAGACCUGCUGCCCACGCCCCACCCUCUCCCCGCCCACGCGAUUGCGCAGAUCGAGAAGGCUCGCCAGGAGGACGCCCUCGGCGCAAACCGGCCCUCCGCCCCCAGCAGGGGCUACGGUCUUCCCUAAAAAAGUUUUGUGAAUAUGCCCGUUAAUUGUCCAUUGUCAGUGUAUUUAUAUCGUUCGACAGUACCUCACUUCCUCAUAUUUAAUUUUGCAUGGCAUCAUUUGUUGUUGGCAUGUUACUGUAGCAAUAAAUAUAUUUUGCAUGA